AUGGUAGAAAAUGAAAAGGAAAAUCAAUCUAGUCCUGCAGUUUUCAUCCUCUUGGGAUUUGGAAAUAUCAUUCAGUUACAUGUUCUUCUCUUUAUACUGUUUUUAGCUAUUUACAUUUUGUCUAUUACUGGAAACCUUCUCAUCAUUUUCCUAGUUUGGGUUGACCAGCAUCUUCAUACCCCCAUGUAUUUCUUUCUCAUGAACCUAUCCUGUUUGGAAACUUGUUACAUUUCAACCAUCUUACCCAAGAUGCUGGCCAUUUUCCUGACUGGGGACAGAGCCAUAUCCUUUGAGGGUUGCAUCACGCAAUAUUAUUUCUUUGGUAUCUGUGCAGCUACUGAAUGCUAUCUUUUGGCAAUGAUGUCUUAUGAUCGGUAUCUGGCCAUAUGCAAACCUCUGAAUUACACAUCUCUUAUGAAUGGUAGACUCUGCCUCCAGUUAGCAUUUGUAUCUUGGAUGAGUGGCAUAUUGACUAACACUAUAAUUACCUCUUCUGUUCUAGCACUUACAUUCUGUGGACCCAAUGAAAUUGACCACUUCUUUUGUGAUCUAUAUCCUGUGACAAACCUCUCCUGCACCAAUAACCAGUUAGUCAAACUUGUAACUUUUAUUCUGGGAAUCAUCACAACUGUGCCUCCAUUUCUACUAACCUUGUACUCCUACCUCUGUAUUAUUCUCAAUGUCUUGCAAAUUAAAUCAAAAGCUGCACAGAAGAAGGCUUUCUCCACUUGUUCUUCUCACCUUAUUGUUGUGACAAUCUUCUAUGGGUCAAUAUUUCUUGUUUAUGUAGUCCCUGAAACAGAAACCUUGAAGAAACUACACAAAACCUUUUCCUUGUUCUACACCAUUUUGACUCCUAUACUCAACCCCCUCAUAUACAGUCUGAGGAACCGAGAAGUAAAGGAAGCUUUCUUCCACUCUGUCAGAAGAUAUAGCAACAGAGUUUCCUAA
Sceloporus undulatus (fence lizard) is the source of this 951-nucleotide messenger RNA. Its product is annotated as olfactory receptor 6C74-like. Gene Ontology annotation, biological process: G protein-coupled receptor signaling pathway. Gene Ontology annotation, cellular component: membrane. The coding region runs from base 1 to 951 and encodes 316 amino acids. The record is from RefSeq and is a predicted model, not a curated record. The transcript is spliced from 2 exons. Gene Ontology annotation, molecular function: olfactory receptor activity; G protein-coupled receptor activity. NCBI's taxonomy places the organism in Eukaryota, Metazoa, Chordata, Lepidosauria, Squamata, Phrynosomatidae.